UGUUCCAAAGGGAGGAGGAUCUAGGAGCUCUCUUUGUCAACGCCUAUCGUAGCAAAAUGGAUCCCAUCCACAAACGCAUUCGUUACAGUGAAGGAGACGUUUAUGAAGGCCAAUGGAGUAGUGAGGGUAAAAGGGAAGGCAAGGGGAAGCUACAGAUGGCUACUGGUGAUCAUUAUAGUGGAGAAUUUACAAAUGGUUUCUUCCAUGGGCUGGGUGUGUUGGUACAUGCUGAUGGAAGCAAGUAUGAGGGCUCCUUUGAGCUAGGUAGAUACCAUGGGUACGGGAUCUACACAAAUUCAGAUAAAACUAAAUAUGAGGGUCAGUUUUUACAAGGAUCUGUCAAGGGUUUUGGUCUAAUCACGUUUGAAGAUGGUUCUCACGGGCAACCGAAGAAUGAGGGAAAGUUUGAAGGCUUUGAGCUAGUUCAGAGAUGCUUGGCUGCUACAGCAGUACAGAAAGCAAGGCAGUCUGCAGCUGACGCCAGAAGUAUGCAAAUGCAAUAGAAAUUCAACAAUGCAAUUUUUUAAUUCAGUCAUUUCUUAUUAAUCAUGAAUAUUCCCCUAUUCAUUAUUAUGAUCCUCCCAUCUCUGACAUUAGUAGUUAUUCUGUUUUUACAAAUCGAUUACACUCUUCAUUCUUUAUGUUCA
Messenger RNA from Amphimedon queenslandica, 647 nucleotides. Its product is annotated as MORN repeat-containing protein 4-like. The transcript is spliced from 2 exons. The coding region runs from base 57 to 503 and encodes 148 amino acids. Lineage: Eukaryota; Metazoa; Porifera; Demospongiae; Haplosclerida; Niphatidae. Gene Ontology annotation, biological process: response to axon injury. Gene Ontology annotation, cellular component: cell projection. The record is from RefSeq and is a predicted model, not a curated record.